CGAAACAAAUACAAGAAGAAAAAACUUGAGAAGUCAUUAGCAAAAGUAGGAGAAAAUGCAAAAGAGGCAAAUAUUGGUGGUAGUUGUAGUGUUAGCCGGAGUAAGCUUGGUAGUUUCAGACGAGGAUGUGAAACCCUUGGAUUUCUACAAAUACAGUCUGCAAUGGCCACCAUCUGCUUGCACGCUGCCUCCUCCGGGAAAGAAGUGUGAAGUGAGACACGAAGCGAGGUUUACCAUCCAUGGUUAUUGGCCACAAUAUAAUAAGGAUACACCGGUGCCUCCGUACUGUGAUGAUCUUAGAUGCACCAACACCAAACCUACUUCAGCAAAUGAUGUUGUGGGAAUAUUGGAGAAGAGCCCAUUGAAAAAAGACUUAAUGAAGGAUUGGCCAAAUCUUUAUGCAAGGCAAAGAAGAAAAGAAGAGGAUAAUUUGGAAUUCUGGAAAUACGAAUGGAGAAAACAUGGAAUGUGUUCGGAUGACGCCAACAAGCCUUCUGAGUAUUUCAGGAAUUCCUUAACUCUCCUACCAAAUUUCAAGAAUCUAAAACAAGAUUUGGGAUUUAAACCUCGUAGCAAAGUGGGCGACAUUCUGAAAAAUCUGCGGGACAAAAACUAUAAAGUGCCUCAAAUUGUAUGUAACAGUAAUAGUCAGCUGCUGGAGAUUCGUUUCUGUUACAGAAACAUAGCUAUUGACUGCCCCAAUUGGGUGGGGAGUAAAACUUGCAAUAAAGAAACUGCCGACAUCUUUUUACCUGGUGGUGCUGGAGGGACGGAUGAUGUGAAAGCUCAAUUGAAUAUCGAAUUAUAAUUUUGUUAUAAUUUGUGUGGAGAUUCAUGUCUCCCUUUAUUUGAAUGACAUGUAAUAUAUAUAUAAAUAAAAUAAUGGAUCUGUUCAUGUUGCA
Messenger RNA from Gossypium raimondii (Peruvian cotton), 902 nucleotides. Its product is annotated as intracellular ribonuclease LX. The coding region runs from base 56 to 808 and encodes 250 amino acids. The record is from RefSeq and is a predicted model, not a curated record. The transcript has 3 exons. Gene Ontology annotation, biological process: RNA catabolic process. Gene Ontology annotation, cellular component: extracellular region. NCBI's taxonomy places the organism in Eukaryota, Viridiplantae, Streptophyta, Magnoliopsida, Malvales, Malvaceae. Gene Ontology annotation, molecular function: ribonuclease T2 activity; RNA binding.